AUGCAGAACUUCCAACAAGCCUUGGAGGAUUGCAAGCUUACUGAUUUGGGAUUUUAUGGCCCAAAGUUUACUUGGAGAAACUGUAGGGAAUGGGAGAAUUUUAUAAAGGAAAGGCUUGAUAGGGGUGUGGCAAACCAAGCAUGGAGGGAUAUGUUUCCAACAGCCGAGGUGCAAGUGGAAAUUGCUAUAGGGUUUGACCAUUCCUCUAUUAUUUUACAUCCUACAAGUACGGCGAGAGAUAGGAGGUAUGGACAAAAAUUCCGGCAUGAGGCAAGUUGGACUCUUGAAGAGGAAUACCCAGUUGUGAUUAAGCAAAUAUGGGAACAACCAAGUUCGGGUGGCAGCCACUGGGACAAGUUGGGCGUGAAAUUAAUGGGUUGCAGGAGACCAUUAGUUCAAUGGCAAAAAAAUAAAAAGGACCCAAAAUUCUCGAAGCUUAAAUCCAAGCUCUUGGAGUUGCAAGGGAGGGAAGGGUUGGCUUUGUGUGAAGAGGAAAAACAUGUUCAAAAGGAGUUACAACUACUUUUGGACAAAGAUGACGUUAGAUGGAGGAAGCGGGCAAAGAAGGUGUGGCUAAAAAAUGGGGACCGGAAUACUAAAUACUAUCACGCAUGCCAGAGAAGGACAUGGAACCAUGCCUUAGACACCUUGGGAGUCUCGGGGGAGAUGAAUGCUGAAUUAUUGAAGGGGUUUACCAACGAAGAAGUAAGUGCGGCAAUUUUACAAAUGGCUCCUCUUAAAGCUCCGGGCCCGAAUGGAUUCACGACAUAA
Corylus avellana is the source of this 771-nucleotide messenger RNA. RefSeq lists its product as uncharacterized. Lineage: Eukaryota; Viridiplantae; Streptophyta; Magnoliopsida; Fagales; Betulaceae. The record is from RefSeq and is a predicted model, not a curated record.